GAGUAAUUUUGACGGGCUGCUGCAUGUUUUUGUCUUGUGCGCCUCGGAAAAAGGAAAGAUUUCCCGUCGAGCCGCACUCCCGUCGUCCGCGUUCGGAUUCGGAAACAACUCAUUAACAAAGCGCCAGCGGCUACAUCAACGAGAAAAGGUGCGACCAUCUCCGGUUUGUGGCGGGCAGGCGCUCCUCUCCUGUCGGGUGAUGCACCCUAAAAACAUCCGCGGCUAAAGGAGGAAGUGAAACGGAACGAAGCGUGAGUCUCGCAACCUGAAACCGUCGACCCCCGCUGCAAUCGAUUUUGCAGCCAGAAGACAUACGCCCGCCGCCCCAGACGAAUCAUCGGGUGUUGUUGUCGGCUAUCCUGAAGGACGGCUUCCGCCGUAUGGUGAAGUUUUUGCAUCAAUAAUCGAUUAGAAAAAAGGGAAACCGUAUCCUAGGAACGGUAGGCCAACGAUUCUUGGCAAACGCAUCCGCAUCGGACAUCCGCACAAGGAGGCAUCAGAGGCGAAAGGAUGACAUCAUUUUUCAACGUUGGGGCCCUGGGCGGAAAUCCGUUCGCGACGCCCGUAGGUCAAAAGAUCGAGCAAGCAACAGAUGGCAGUUUGGCAUCGGAAAAUUGGGCGCUCAACAUGGAGAUUUGUGAUAUGAUCAACGAAUCGUCGGACGGGGCGCGCGAUGCAAUGAAGGCGAUACGGAAGCGACUGGCACAGAAUGCUGGCAAGAACUUUACCGUCAUCAUGUACACGCUGACGGUGUUGGAAACGUGUGUCAAGAACUGUGGCAAAGCGUUCCACAUACUGGUAGCCAACAAGGAGUUCAUACAGGAGCUAGUGAAGCUGAUCGGCCCCAAGAACGAUCCACCACCGAUCGUACAGGAUAAGGUGCUGAGCUUGAUACAGAUCUGGGCCGACGUGUUUCGCUCACAGCCCGAUCUAAACGGUGUCGUGCAAGUAUGCCAGGAGCUGAAAAACAAGGGCAUUGAGUUCCCACAAACCGAUCUCGAUUCGAUCGCACCGAUUUACACUCCACAAAGGAGUGUUCCCGAUGGAGCUCCGGCCGCGGAACCAAAUGUGAACAAUCUUCCCGUUUCACCCCACCAUCACCAUCCAUCGCAAACGCCCGGAUCUCCUGCUAUGCCACCACCAUCAUCCCUGUCGCAGGAUCAAAUUGCCAAGCUGCAAUCAGAACUAGAUAUCGUCGCAAUGAAUAUGUCGAUUCUGGGUGAAAUGCUCACCGAGCUGAAACCGGGCCAGGAAGAUCCGGCAGAUUACAAGCUGCUGGUCGACCUGACAGCAACCUGCCGGGAAAUGCAGAGCCGUAUCUUUGAUUUGAUCGGCAAGGUGCAGCACGAUGAGCUGACGGCGGAACUGUUGCGGUUGAAUGACGAGCUGAACAACCUUUUCCUGCGGCACGAACGCUACGAGAAAAAUCGAGAUCCAAAGAAUGCCUCCAGUGCAACACCAUCAGCCAUACUUGGAGCAGCGCUUGGUGCAGCCGUGGCAUCCUCGGGAGCAGAUAAGCGCGACUCAUCGCUCAUAGAUUUGAUGGGUGACGAGGGAGGAGCGAUUGGGGGAACAGCAGCGAGCGGUGGUGGUCCACCGAAAGUAGCUGCCGACAUCAUCAGCUCACAGUUGGCUGGACUCAGCUUGGCCGCCGCUGCUGGUACGACUGGUGCCUCUUCUCAGCUAGCACAACUGACCAGCGUUUCGGCACAGUCUGGCUCGGCCGCAAAGGGCAAGGCGAGAACAACGACCAGCACCAUUCCACCCGAUAUCGUAUCGGAUGAGUUCGAUAUGUUUGCACAAUCGCGAAACACUACCGGUGAAAAAGAUCUGGUCGGAAGCACGGUUGGUGGCAGCACCUUGAGCACGAGGGAAGCGGAGUUUGAUGAGAUGGAACAGUGGCUAGGAAAUCCGGAUGAGAUCGACAGUCUAGAGGCACAUCUGGCUGCAACGGCAGGUGGACUGGGAGCGGCAACAGGUGGCAGUGGUGUCGAGGAAAGCCUCACCAGUAAAGAGUUCGAGAAAUUCCUCGCCGAACGGGCCGCCGUUGCAGAUAACCUACCGACGAUCAGCAGUCAAAUUGGCAGCAACAAUGGCAGCAGCAGUUCGGCGGGCAAGGAGCGCAAAAAGAAGCCCGACGAAAGCGACGGUCUGCUGGGCGGACUGUGAAAGGCUAGCCGGGGUUCUUUAGGAUAUGAAGAGCAGACGGAAACCACGCGGUGUCUACAAAACAGGGCGGAGACCGGUUUCCUGUUGUUGGUUAGUGUUUUGUUUAGUAACUUUUUGGUUAUUCGUUUUUUAUAGAUUUUGAUGUAUUAGUUAUAUGUAGCGAUGAUUGCCAGCACUAUACCACCCUCCCAGUUUCGUUCUGGCCACAAUGCUGUGCACGGUUUAACAUUAUAACGCCACGCCACGGUCGCUGCAAGAUAGUAACGACCUUUAAUGGGUAAUAUGGGGAUAUGUGCAGACAGACACAGAGAGGGCUUUGUGACGAUUGAAUAUAUUGUUUAGAACAUUUGAAUACCUACACCCUCCCGGCGUUUGCAACCUCUUCUCUCCUUUGAUGUGCGUGAAAAAGAGCCAUACAAAUCACAGAAUACACACGUGCCAGGCUAACGGCAGUGAGAAUGCGGGAUGCUGAUGUUGAGCAUAUACAUUUAAAAUAGGUGAGCUAGAGUUGUAUUUAUUUAUUCCGCGCCCGUUGGGUGCAUCGUGCAGCAAAGAGUAAGAGGUUAAUGGGUGGUUUUUGUGCUGUGGUCGAUCAGGUUGUACCAUGUAUGUUUGUCUGUAUGUCUGUGGGUACGUAGCAUCGAAAAGAGCCAAAUUGCUUGACCCUGCUUUGGAGCCCUAGCCUGGAUGUUCCGUUACACCAUCGUAAGCUUAUCUCUUUAGUGCCGAGCAAAAGGAUUGGGAAAUUGGGUUGAUAUGCGUGGACUUUGAACCAGCCCCAAAUGCAGCAACAGAAUGCGAAACCAAUUUGAAUAAAUUGUGCUUGCUAAUUUGAAACCAUCAUGACCACUCCGCGAUCCGGAUAUGUAAUAGAGCUACUACUCAAUAAACAACGUGUAAACAUUUUCCAACCUUCAAAUAAACCCGUCGUCAAUUACUUGCCG
This is a messenger RNA of Anopheles darlingi, 3113 nucleotides long. RefSeq names its product TOM1-like protein 2. Gene Ontology annotation, molecular function: clathrin binding; ubiquitin binding; phosphatidylinositol binding. Lineage: Eukaryota; Metazoa; Arthropoda; Insecta; Diptera; Culicidae. Gene Ontology annotation, biological process: signal transduction. The coding region runs from base 511 to 2169 and encodes 552 amino acids. The transcript is spliced from 9 exons. Gene Ontology annotation, cellular component: membrane; endosome. The record is from RefSeq and is a predicted model, not a curated record.